This is a messenger RNA of Trichobilharzia szidati, 564 nucleotides long. NCBI's taxonomy places the organism in Eukaryota, Metazoa, Platyhelminthes, Trematoda, Strigeidida, Schistosomatidae. The record is from the annotation of a GenBank genome assembly.
AUGCCUUCCGUUUACCACACAUCCUUAUUCAUAUCAUGUAUAUGCUUGUUCAUGGUUUCGUGUGUUGAUGGGCUGAUGAACGAUACACUGAGAGACAUGUUGCUGACUCUUCACAAUAAUGCAAGAGAUGAUGUUCGAAAUGGAGCGAUAAGUGGACAGCCGAGAGCUAUUUCUAUCAAACACGUGAAAUACAACAUGGAGUUGGAGAAGAAAGCACAGAAUUUAUCUGAUCAAUGUCGUGUUGGACAUGACACAGACGCAGAGCGUAAAGUUCCGCCAUUCACAUAUAUUGGACAGAAUUGGGCGGGUGCAGCAACAGUCGAACUCGGAUUCAAUUCAUGGUUGAAUGAAUAUAAAAAUUAUGAUUUCUACGGUAGUUAUUGUUACAAUGGUCAAUGCAAUAAAUAUACACAGAUCGUUUGGCAGAAAACUACUGAUAUAGGAUGUGGCGUCACUGAAUGUCCUUCUGCCACAUAUAGACUGAGCAUCGUAUGCAAUUAUGGACCUGGCGGCAGUUACAUCGAUCAGUAUCCAUAUGAAACAGACCAGACAGGCGAACUAUAA